CGCAAAGGGAAAAUUAGGCUCAAAAUUCUCGUUGUGUGGUUAUAUUUUGCUAUAUUUCCAUCGAUAAUCAUUAUAAAAUUACUAUCUCUAGGGCGGUUUCGUCUUGAGAAAAAUGGACGGACAAAAUACAGGUGCUUCAAUGUUUAUGUGUCGGCUGUGCAACCUCUUCUCUCCAAGUCAUUCUCAACUGCUGUACCACUGCUCCCAGCUCCACCCCCAGCAGGAAUCUCCCAAUGACAUCAUCAUUGUGUUGCAGCCCCUUCCUGCAGGACCUGUGGAAACGACAGAGAGUCAAGUGAAGCGAAAACGAGGAAGACCGAAAGGUUCCACCAAGAAGAGAGGCUCUGAUUGGUUGGAAAGCAAGACUGGCUCCACCCACUCGCCAAAGGAAAAAGAUAAGCGAGAGCAAGAGAGGAAGAUGGAGGAAAGAGAUAGAAAUAGGAAUUCCAUGGAAGAAGGGGAGCGCCACGAGGAGGUGAGGGAGCUGGAGUGCAGGAAGUGUCACCGGUCAUUCAGCAACAGACGACAGAUCCGCAAGCACAUCUGUCUGAAAGAGGAGGAGGAGGAGGAGGAAGAGGCUGAAGAGGAGAAUGGUGCUACAGCGAUCUCAUGUCCAGAUAGCGUCUGUAGAGAAGCAAGAGUGGGGGGUUCUGGGAGCUUGGCCCUGGGGGGUGGAGCUGAACCAAACCACAGUCAUCAAAACCAAGGCAGAUCAGGCACAAAAGAAGUGGAUGGAUCCAAAGCCCAGAGAAAUAUCAGGAGAGGUCGGACGCUGUGCGAUGACCAAAGCCCAGUCUGUAAAGAGGGGGGUGCAGCAGCAGGAAACAAGAAGUCAGUCAUAAGUGUGAUUCUGACAGAACAUGAAAUGCUUCCAGGUGCAACCAAGAUGGUUCCAGUAGAGGCUAGUCCAGCUGAAACAGACUCUGCAGACGGCCAGACUCAACCUCAGGACUCUGCAGCCUGCCAGUCUCAGACACAGGACUCUGCCAAUAACCCUGACCCUGAAUCUGAGCCAAGUCCUAACGUGGCAUCCAAUUCAACAGCAGCCAGCAAAGGCUUCCAGGAAUAUUCCAUCAAACAAGUUGCUACCAGUCUAAACCAGAGCCAGCUGAAGAUUUUCACUUGUGAAUUCUGCAAUAAAAUCUUUAAAUUCAGGCACUCGUUGACCGCCCAUCUCAGGACUCACACCCAAGAGAAACCAUUCCAGUGUCCGCACUGUGACUACGCAUCAGCCAUUAAAGCCAACUUGAACGUCCACCUGAGGAAACACACAGGAGAGAAGUUUAGCUGUGUGCACUGUCCUUUCACCUGCCUCAGUCCUGGCCACCUGAAGGUCCACAUAGAACGUGUCCAUCUUAAGAUGAAGCAGCACUGCGGUUUCUGCCAGAAGAAAUACUCUGAUGUGAAGAACCUGCUGAAACAUAUGGAGCAACGGCAUAACCUUAAAGAACCUGCCGUCCACAAGAGCUAUCAACAACUCAGGUUAAAGACCCGUCAGGGCCAGAGGCAGCUGCUCUAUCACUGUCCCACAUGUAACCGUCGCUUUAAGAACCAGUUAGAGCGGGAGCGCCACCUGUUAGUCCACGGCCCUCAGCGACCCUUCGCCUGCCUGCUCUGCGACCACGCCACCACCAAAAUGUCUGCACUCGCAGCCCACGUCAGGAAGCACCUCUUCCUGUACGUGUGCUGCAGGUGCAGUAGCACGUUUGUCAGCUCCCAGAGGGUGAGGAAUCACCUUAAGGAGUCUCACCCAGACCAGGACCAAGAACAGGCCUUCACCGACUGCAUCAACAACAGCUACUGCUUGAUUCAGCCUGGAGGAGAUGGGUGGAGAGAAAAGCCUAGGGAGGAAGAGCCAGGGGAGGAGGAGGAGGAAGAGGAGGGGAUGCUGUCGGAGAAGAGGGAAGAGGAUACGGGGGAAGAGGAGGGUAGACAAAAUGGUAUUGGAGGAGAUGAGUGGGGAGAUGGUGAGGAUGAGGGCUUGACAGCAGUCAAGAGGAACGAGAGAACGCAAGAAGAGCCUCAUUCUGAGGCUAAUCCUCAAAAUGAGAGGCAGGAAGAGACAGGAGAAGAGUAUGGUAUAAACAAAGAGAUGACGAGAGAGGCACAUUUAGAAAAUGGACAUCUGGAGGAAGAGGGUUCCCAAGGAGCAGUCAGUCAAAAUGUUUCCAGAGAAACCCUCAGUCCCACAGACAGACAGUUACCCGAUUGGUCGAAGCCAACAGCUGGGGAGAAGCCACAGGACAGCACACAAGACUCACAUGCUCCUAUAGCCAAGAACUCAUCCACAUCUUUAUCAGAGAACGUACAAACCCUUCAAGAGAGUGCACGCAGCUCUUUAUCACCAGAAAGUAAACUCACCCUUUUGUCAAACAAUGCAAAGAAACCUGAAGGAAAUGCACACACAGCUGAUGAUGGCACACACACACAGAGCUCCGAUAACACUUUUACACCCCUGUGGUCAGAAACACAUGCAUCUACAGCAAACACUGCCCAAACAUCUUUAACAUCAGAAAAAAUAUUCACACCUACAUUAGAGGACAUCCCUACUUCAAGCUCUGACGAGGUGUCACAGGCUGCUCAUCCUAAUGCAUUCCAGCAGGUAGUGUCAUCACUUCAGAAAACACAGCUAAAUAUGGAGACUUUUCAACAACUCAGAAAGAUCUAUGGUGACCUGGAGUGCCAAUACUGUGGGAAGCUAUUCUGGUACCAAGUCCACUACAAUCUCCAUGUACGCACGCACACCAAAGAGCAUGUGCAUUACUGCUCUCAGUGUAGCUAUUCCUCCAUCACGAAGAGCUGUUUAAAACGUCACAUGAUCCAGAAGCACAGUGGUAUACUGUUGCCUUGCCCCAGCCCUGGCUGUAAAUACAGCACACCUGAUAAAUAUAAACUACAAGCCCAUCUGAGGACACACCAAGACCAGGGGAAAAACGUGGCCUGUCCUGUCUGCCAUCAGAACUACCCAGAAUACAGACUCAAACACCACAUCAAAACAUCCCACCCUGACUCAGGUACUGUGCAGGGUAAAGGGCUGAUGGUGAAGCGGGCAGAGAAGUGUCCCUACUGUGACUCCUACUUCCUGAAGAACAGCAGUGACCUUCAGCAACACAUCUGGGCACACCAAGGUUUGAAGCCAUACCACUGCAAUGUGUGCGACUAUGCAGGUCGCAGUAAGAGUAACCUGAAGGCUCACAUGAACCGCCACAGCACAGAGAGAAGCCACCUCUGUGACCUGUGUGGGAAAAAGUUCAAAUCAAAAGUUACACUGAAAAGUCACCGACUCAGCCACACUGCUGAAGGAAAGCAGUUUCAGUGUUCAGAGUGUGACUAUACCUGUGUCUCCAAACCUGCUCUCGUCAGACACAUGGAGCAACAUGCUGAUUUUAAGCCAUUCCGUUGUGCCCACUGCCACUACUCCUGUAACAUUGCUGGUCCCUUGAAGAGACACUACAGCAGGAAACACCCUGAACAAGAGUACCAGAACGCCGGACCAGGACUGCCCAACACAGAUACUCUACAACAGCAAGGCGGUAUGAAGUGCCCUGUAUGUGAGUUUGUUUAUGGCACAAAGUGGGAACUGAAUCGCCACCUGAAGAACAAACACAACCUGAAACUGAUGGAGGGAAAUCGCGCCUGGGAGGUGGUGGAGACAGAAGAGUUUGUCUCUAUGGAAGAUGAGGAGCAACCAGCAGAGGCAGCUGUAGCAGCCCUGCAGGACACCAGCAAUGGGGCAGUGAAUAUUCUCCAGCAGAUUAUCGAACUCAGUUCAGAGAGCAAAGACGCUAUCACAUCUGUUGUCACCAUGGCUCCUGGCACUGUGACCGUGGUGGAGCAGGUGGCUAAUGAGAAGGAUCCUGGCAGCGGCAGCGACCAGCUGAUGGUGGUCGAUGGUGAGGAGGGUGCCACCGCAAAUCAGCUGAUGGUUGUUGAGGAGACCGAGGGCCUGGAGGCCCUGACAGUCUUCACUCAGGGAGAGAGCACUCACCACUACAUUGUCUAUGUCCAGGAACAAACUGUAGAAGUUGACUCGUAAUUGGGAUUGUUAUUCGCUGUAAGACUGUGGAGCACCAUGAGUAUCACUGCAAUCUGUAAACGCUGUCUGGUACAGCAUAUACCCUCCGUCAUCGCGUGGCUUUACUUGUCAUCAACUGUUUUACUGAACCAACAUCUGAAAGGCUACUUUUUUCUUUAAAAUAAAUUUGUUGGGACUGUAUUUUGAUAAUAUUGUACUGUUAAAAGAUAUUUAUUUUACACUUUGCAGACCUACAGAAGACAAAGGGCGAUGUAUCUAGCUAAUGCCGAGGACAGAUAGUUGGCUUGGCUAGCUAUGAAUAUGCGGUGCACACUACAUCGCUCAUUCAAAUGGGCAUGUUUCUGCACACUCAAAUAUUCAUCACAUUUACAACUAGAAAAAGCAAUUUGUGGUCACAUCAAAGCAAAUUACCCUGAUUUUAUUUUUACUAAUUGUGCCCAUUUUCCCUAAAUGUCAAAGCAUAAAGGUAAAAUAACCAAAGAAAUCUUGUUUUUUAUUAAUCAUUUACUGCUUUCAUCUGAAUUAAAUUAACCCAAACCAACCCUAAAUAAUCUUGGGGGGGGGGUUAUAAAA
This is a messenger RNA of Lampris incognitus (smalleye Pacific opah), 4609 nucleotides long. RefSeq names its product zinc finger protein ZFAT-like. Gene Ontology annotation, biological process: regulation of transcription by RNA polymerase II. Bases 113 to 4036 code for a protein of 1307 amino acids. Gene Ontology annotation, molecular function: RNA polymerase II transcription regulatory region sequence-specific DNA binding; DNA-binding transcription factor activity, RNA polymerase II-specific. Gene Ontology annotation, cellular component: nucleus. The transcript is spliced from 25 exons. The record is from RefSeq and is a predicted model, not a curated record. Lineage: Eukaryota; Metazoa; Chordata; Actinopteri; Lampriformes; Lampridae.